This is a messenger RNA of Closterium sp. Yama58-4, 504 nucleotides long. NCBI's taxonomy places the organism in Eukaryota, Viridiplantae, Streptophyta, Zygnematophyceae, Desmidiales, Closteriaceae. The record is from the annotation of a GenBank genome assembly.
GAAUGUCAGCCGCAACAGCCUUUCUGGACCGCUUCCUUCAGAGCUGAGCAGUCUCGUGGCCCUUACAUCCCUAAACACGAGUGGCAACCAGUUCUCAGGAGCCAUCCCUUCCGCCCUCCAAGCCCUCAAGCUCCUUAACUUCCUGGACCUAAGUGGCAACUCUCUCAGUGGUAGCAUUCCAGACUUCCUGAGUGUGCUCACGUCCUUACAGAGGCUCAAUCUCAGCACCAACUCGCUUUCUGACACCCUCUCUGCAUCCCUGGGAGCUCUGGAAAAAUUGACGUGCCUUGACGUCAGCAGAAACCAGCUGUCUGGGCCCAUCCCAUCUGCCUUCGGAAGUCUGACCGUUCUCGUGCACAUGGACAUGAGUCGUAACGGCAUUUCAGACUCCAUUCCUACCAGCAUCGGUCGGCUCACAGCUCUCACCUCCCUGAACCUAAGCCGCUCAAGCCUCACAGGCCCCAUUCCUGAUUCCUUCACCUCGCUUUCCAACCUGAUUUUCCU